CAGAUAAUACACAGGGUACAGAAAAUAGCCCGUUAGAUCGCAGUAAGGAUCUAAGUGCUAAGCAGAAAACAAAUGAGGCAAAGUAGACAAAAGGGGCUUCCCUGGUGGCGCAGUGGUUGAGAGUCCGCCUGCCGAUGCAGGGGACACGGGUUCGUGCCCCGGUCCAGGAGGAUCCCACAUGCCGCGGAGCGGCUGGGCCCGUGAGCCAUGGCCGCUGAGCCUGCGCGUCCGGAGCCUGUGCUGCGCAACGGGAGAGGUCACAGCAGUGAGAGGCCCAUGUACCGCAAAAAAAAAAAAAAAAGUAGACAAAAGAAGACCUGGCAGGAAUGGAGGGAGCAGUGUGCCAGGCAGAGGGAAGAGUGAGGGUCUCAGAGGGAAGGAUGUCCCUGGGGAACUUCAAGGAGGCCAAUGUGGCUGGAGCAGAGGGGGCGAGAGGAAGAGGGAGGCAGUGUCGGGAGCAGGGCAGGGGGUGGCAGCGGGGAGCAAAGCAGGGCAGAUGGGGCCCAGCAAUCUCUAGAACCGGCUGUGGCUUUGGCUCCAAGUGAAGCUGGGAGCUGUUGGAAGGUUCUGAGAAGGGAAGUGACAUGAUCUAACCUAAGUCUUGGCAAGAUCGCCCUGGUGGGGGUGGGGAGGAACGCAGCGGGGUCAGGCCAGAGGCAGGAGAGGGAUUAGGGGCAGCUCCCCUGAGAUCAUGGUACCAGACUCGCUGGGCGUCCUUCUGAGAGCGUUCCAAAGCUCGGGGCCUGCCCUCAGCUUUGCACUUGGAUUUUUGUUUUUUGGGUUUCUUUUGGCCGUGGCGUGGCAUAUGGGAUCUUUGAUCCCCGACCAGGGAUCGAACCCGUGCCCCCUGCAAUGGAAGCACAAUCCUAACCGCUGGACCGCCAGGGAAUUCCCCUGCACUUGGAUUUUAGAAGACACUGCCCAUCUCCUCUGACAUCUUGAGUCAAAUGGAAGUGUGUGGGCUGAAGGGGGUUCUGGGUAGGCUGGUGUACCCCUAGAGAGGUGGGUGCGAGGCAUCCGGGACCCAGGCCUCGGAGUCUGCUGGGGAGACCCGCGCUCAGCAAGUUGCGAUCUGUUCUUGCUGACAGUUGUGAUGUUGUGAUCUGGUCCCCGGGUGAAAAAUGUCGACCAGCUUGAGGGUGACAUGGCUCUGGGGGAAUUGUGACUAUGUCAGAUUCAUUCAUCGAUUCAGCCAGCUAGGCUUGAAGCUGCCGCAGGGAACCACAUAAACAAGGGUCUCUCUGAUGGCAUUUACAUCCUGGUGGGAUGACUGUCUCCAGAUAAAGCCCCUGACACUUUGGAAAGAGGAGUGAGUUCCAACAAGAUGACUUUAGUGGUAACAGAGAUGAACUUCCUCUAGAAAGCAAGUAAAAGCAACUGUAUCGGUGCCCAGAGCAAGGGAGACACUUUUUGGUUCCACUUUGUCAAAAGAGCUUGAGUGCAUUGUGGUCAGUGUUGGUCAACAUUUUGAGAGGGUCCUUGAGCAACUGGAGGGCGCCCAGGGAGCAGGCUCCGGAUGACAAGGACGAGAAGCCACGACUUAUGUGGGACGGCAAAUCCGUGAGCGUUUGCUUGACCGCUUCAGGUGCUGGAGAUGGUGUUGGCCACCUUCCAGGUGGACGGAGGGCCACGUGAGACUGCGGCCCUGCCCCAGGAGCAGCUUCCCACUCUCCGGAGCUUUUCUGCAGUCAGCAGGCUGCAGUGAGGGGGCUGUGGAUUCUUGCAUCAGAAGAGAUUGGGUUCUGGACGACCACCCGGGUCCCUUCCACCCCUUAGAUUUUGUGAAUCAUCAUUGCCCGCGUAAUAGCAGUGAGGACAGUUACCCGGACAGAAUCAGGGGCCGGGAGGAAGAGAGGCCACCGGCAUCCAUCAACCAAUGCUUAAAAACUAAAAGAAGACAUCUCUGCUCAGCCUGACCUCAGCGGGGUCCUUCAGUGACUGGGUCGUUCCUUUGUCCGGGUUUUUCAGGGUGCUGGAGAGAGGAGAUGAGGAAGAGGAAGAGGGAGGGUGCAGGCCAGGCCCACGUUCACAUCCUUCAUUUUGACCGUCACUCAUGACUUAGACCCGAACUGGAUGCUGACAGCGUCCUUGGGCUCCUCCUACAACAUGUGACAUUGGUCCAUACCCUACAUGACUGUGGUAGCCUACAGGACUGCACAGUACUUUCUCACAUUCAUUGUCUUGCCCAGGCCCAGAGGCAGAUGUGAUCAGCAGCCCCGUUGCUUUUAUUUUUUUUCCAAUUAAAAAAAAGUUUUUUUAAUUUGUGUACAGUUUUUAUAGGUUACUUUCCAUUUACAGUUAUUACAAAAUGUUGGCUACCUUCCCCAUGUUGUACAGUACAUCCUUGAGCCUAUCUUCUGCCCACUGGCUUGUACCUCCCAUAUUCCCUACCCCUAUAUUGCCCCUCCCUCCCCACUGGUAACCACUAGUUUGUUCUCUAUAUCUGUGAAUCUGCUUUUUUGUUAUAUUCACUAGUUUGUUGUAUUUUUUUAGAUUCCACACAGUAUUUGUCUUUCUCUGACUUAUUCCACUUAGCGUAAUGCCCUCCAAGUCCAUCCAUGUUGCUGCAAAUGGCAAAAUUUCAUUCUUUUUUAUGGCUGAGUAGUAUUCCACUGUGUAUACACUACAUCUUCUUUAUCCAUUCAUCUGUUGAUGGACACUUAGGUUGCUUCCAUAUCUUGGCAAUUGUAAAUAAUGCUGCUAUGAUCAUUGGGGUGCACGUACCUUUUCAAAUUAGUGUUUGUGGGUUUUUUCCGACAUAUACCCAGCAGUGGAAUUGCGGAGUGACGCAGUAGUUCUAUUUGUAGUUUUUUGAGAAACCUCCGUCCUGUUUUCCACAAUGGUGAUCAGCAGCCCAUCUCUAAGAUGCAAGUGAAGUGAGUUGCCCAGGAUGCUUGCUCUAAGGCAGAUUUUGAACCAAGGAUUUUAGCUUCAAAACUAGGCCCUUUCCCCCUGGGUCAAAUAAUAACAGCCUGGCCUGGCCUACCCCACUCAGGGUUAUGGAGAGGUCAAGAGACAAGCUGUUUAAUAAUGGAAACUACCUCGUACACAGAGGGUUCUGGAAAGGGGACUGGUGAGCGGUCCAAGCGUCAACAGGAUGUAGUUAAGUUUGCCUUCACCAAAACAUUUUUUUAAGCACUGAACAGCAGUAUUUGCAUACAAUGAGUGGGAUACUUGCCAAAAGAUUAAGGUAGUCGUUGGUUAUCAGGGUUUGCUUUGAACAACUAACUGAUAAGCAGGAAAACAGCACAGUUGUAUUUCAUUCAUUUACAACCAGGGUGGCACCUCUAGCUGGAAGCCAGCUUUGAGGAGUGAGUGGGUUCCCGCUCCUUCCAGCUAAACCUGAGGUCACCAAGCCGGAUCCUCCCAAGUGACCGACAGCUUUGAAAAUUCAGAGAAGGGGGAGAUCGCUGUAAAUUAAGGAAAUCUUAGAAGACUUCUUGAAGGAGGUGGCAACUGAAGGCUUUGCAGUAAGUCUUCAUCUUUUACUGGUUGUGGAGCCAUUUGAGGAUGUCUCAAGAAGAAUGCACAAAGAGGCAAAUUUUUAUACUUUUAAGGGGUCCUUGGACCCACCCCCCGAUGCCUAUCCCAGACGUCAGGUUAAGAAGCUUUGGACUAGAUCCAACCAAAACCCAUCCAACUCCUUUAGACUCAGAUUCAGGGCCCAGGACUGGAGCUUAUGUAAGAGGCAGGAGACUCUGGGGUCCUGCAACCCAAAGCCAGGGUCAAGCCAGAGUGAACAGUACAGAUUUGUGGCCAACGAGCGUCAGCCUGGCAAAGGCCACUGGGCCCAAGCCUUCCUGAUUCUGUUGGCCGCACCCUGCUUUGGGGAAUUCGAUCUUGAAUUCCCUUUUCAGUGGCCUUUCAGGGAAGUGGCUAGAAAAGCAUUUUGAGCAAUGAACCAUGAGAUUAUUCUGUCCACACCGAAGCAAAGUCCUAGAAAGUGUUUACAGAUAACUGUCUCCUGUCUGCCUGUCAUUCUUCUACAGACCUCUGGCCCAUCUGAGCCCCAGCAGCCCCAAGGCAGACCCCAACACCAGCUGAGGUUCUAGGGCCAAGUAUUCAAACUGGGUUCCAGAGCACCCAAGGGAUUCCAAGAAGGUGGGACCCCACAGGACGUGGAGCCGAUAGGGUUCUGAGGGGCCCUCACCUCCAUUUAACUAGAUCAGCUUCACUUAGGUCUCGUAGCUUAGAAUUCUGUGUAAGAUUUUUGUGUGCAUUUUGAAAGAAUGCCAUUACUUCAAGGAGAAGAAAAACAAUAAGGCUUGAAAGUAAAAUGUUCUAGGAAAUUACUUAGGACACACUCCUCUCCUCAGCUGCCCUUCACGGGACUCGUUGGGUCUUCAACUUUGGGCUCUUUACUCCAAGGUGAAGAAGCUCGUGGACAGAAGUGUCCUCCUCCUAGCCUGUGCCUUCACCCCUCAGGAGAGACUUCCCCACUUCUACCCCAGGCUUGUGGAAGCCCAGGCGCUGCUCAGCCCUCAGCCAGGCCCCCUCCGCCACCACUAGGCAACCCCUGAGCUAGAAGCCCUAAUUACUCAAGCAGGACUGAGACAGCCUCCCAAAGGGCACCCGGCCCCAAUUCAGCUCCCAGUCCUGGGAGAAGGUGACUUGGCCAUCCCAGCCCCAAAGCCAGGGCUGGCCCGUGGGCAGCGUCACAGCUGCUGAAGUCUUUCAAGUAGUAGAGACCAGCCCUCUGGCUAGAGCACUCUUGCAAUUCAUAAUGCCAGCCAGGGCUGCUGGGAGCCAGUUCCUAACCCCUUAAAUCCUAAGAGACCUCCCAGCAAGCUGCUGUGUGACCUUGGACAAAUAACCGUCUCUCUGGGCUUCCCCCGUCUGAAAAACGAAAGUAUGAGGAUUCAGUGAAAUAACUUCCCUAAACCUCUUAGCUCAGCACCAGAGCAUCUGCAAGAAAUGAUGACUCCUUCCUGUCGGGGUCAGGGUGGGGAGUACAGUGGACACCCUCCAGCCCUGGCUCCGCACCUUUUGCUCUUGGGCCAGGUGCUCUGCUGUGCACAGGGGCAAAAGGCAAAGAACCCGCUGGCCAGAGUCACCCUGGUUCUGGGAUUCUGCAGGAAAAGGAGGAUUCUGCCCCUGCCCCAGAAGUCCUUGGGAACUUUAGCUCUUGACCCUUUCUAGAAAUCAGUAAGAAGGAAUCACUCUCUGCACAGGGAGGGCUCAGAGCCUGGCAUCUUCCCUCCCACUGGAGGCCGAUGGCCCCUUGCCUCAUGGACAGGGGCUGGUCCAAUGCAGGCCUUUCUCCAGCCCAGGCCCGGAGGCUGGUCAAGACCAGGGCCUCUGCUGUGGUCCCGGCUGCCCACUCCCCAGACAACCACCCAGCUUCCCCAUUAGUCAUUUUCAUCUCUGUGUCCAAGUAGCUCAGCUGGUCAGGGUUGGGCUGUGGUGAGGCCAGAGUCAUGGGUUACCAUGGCAACUCCCCAUGCUUGUGGCUGCCUGUUGCCGUGUGUCCUCUCCAAAAGACUGAGAUCCUUGGGAGGAAGGGGCGUGUCCUCUCACUCACCAAGUGUCCCAGGCACCUGGCACAGUAGCUGGCACACAGUACGUGCUUAAUAAGUGUUUGUUGCCUGCGUGAAGGCAUGACUGAUCCCUCAUAGCUGGUUAGAGCCCGUACCUACACCUUUUGAUGCUAUGUGCCAGCACUUGACGUGUAAUAAAGUCAUUUAUUUCCCACAGUGAGCUCCAGUGUGAGUACUAUUAUCGUCCUCUUUUUACUGGUCAAGGUUCUGAGGGUCAGUAACAAGGUCACACAGCUUGUGAAUGACCAAGUGGGAUUUGAACCCAGGGCGACUGCUCUUGAACCAGUGAGUUUCGUUGCCUCUCAGUUAAUCAUCCUACAGGACAGAAUAGAUCGUGUUGACAGCCCCAAGCAGCGUCAGUGCAGCGCCUGCUUUUAGCUGCCGGCAGUCUAAAUGGGUCAAACAACAUUAAGCACAGCACUCACUCCCAGGGGUGAGUCCGGAGGUGUCCUUCCGCUUGGUUUAUUGACUCGGGUGACCAGAAGGUCCCUGGGUAGGUCUAACUCCAGGCCUGGCUCCCGGUGUCGUCAGGACUCAGUGUUCCCUUAGGCAGGCACUCCCUGUGGUGGGGCUGCUCGCGUCUGCCCCAUGAUGCCUUAAACCCCAAGCUCCCAGUCAAGUGGGGAGCGGGCAGACCCGUGUCCUCCCCCCAGCAUUUCCGGAGGCUCCAGGAAUUGAGUCUCCCUGGCUGUGACUGGGUUGCGCUGAAGCAGUCACUGGCAGUGGUGCAGUCACCGGCUGGCUGGCUGUGGGUCUCAGGCCUGACUCUGAGCCAGGAGUGAACCGGCUCCAGCCAAGCCACAGUGUGUGAAAAUGGCAAGGUGGGCUUCUGUGGGGGAAAUUGGGCUGCUAUUACCAAGGAGCAAGGGGGUCAGGAGCAGACGUAUAGUACUCCUUCUUGUAGAGGGACCAAUCCAGUUUGUCAUCUCAGGCACAAAUUUCCAGGAGCUCCAGGCCUCUCUUAGCUGGUCCUCCCAGGUCUAGUCCUGCAGACCUUAUCAGGUCAUUUACUGACACCAACUAAAAAGACAGAAUAGACUUUUCCGGCUUGAGCCGGAAGCUGUUUGCCCUUAGGGAGUUUGUACUUCAAAGAGGCAACUUGAGCAGCCACUUAAGGUGGUCCAGCAGGUUGUCAACAGACUUUCUUUGUAACUUUUUCCAGAAGAUUUAAGGCCACUGGAUAGGAGAGUAAAGGAAGCCCCUCUGCCAAGUCACUGCUAAUACUGAUGCUUCCCUGGGGGUGAGAAGCCAGCUCUCUGAUGCAGGGUCCUUCCAAGGUGGGAGGAAGAGUCUCUGGGUGCCUCUAGAGCUCCGAGGGCCUGGGGGACACAGUCAAGCCCAGCUGGCCAGCCCAGCAUGCUCUGACCUCUCACAGGCCCUGUAGCAGGUCAUCAUGGGGAGCUGGGACCAGCGUGACCACAAAGGGUAGUGUGACCUUCCUGCAGGCAGGCAGUCCUGCCAGACACACCCCCAUGCAGUCAGGCCACCCUUGGCUCCCACAUGCCAUGUCCUCAUGUCUCACGUGGCAAAGGGGGCAGUCUCGCCUCACCUCUCCAGGCCACUUCCCUGUGAACCCGCAGCAGAAGUGGUGGGGGCCCUCCAGGCCCACCAGGAGCAUGGGGAAGUGCGGGCUGGGAACACUGUGUGCCCUCAGGGCUCACGCCUCUUUGGCUGGCUGACCAGUUGUCCUGGUUGGGGGCCACCUCUUGAGCCUUCAUGUUGGCAGGUGUGUGUGUGUUUGUGUGUGUAUGUACGUGUGCGUGUGUGUGUGUGUGCACCCAUGUUUAGUUUUAUUUCUUUCUUAAGGAGCCAGUAUACAAUUGUGAUUCAGAUUUUGAGCUCAGGAAUCAACAAACCAAAAUUCAUAUGCUGGCUCUUCCACUCACUUGCUGUGUGGCCCUAGGCAAGUUACUAGACCUCUCUGAGCCUCAGAUUCCUCAUCUGUAAAAUGAGAUCUCAGUGAGACACUGUAUGGAAAGUCCUGGCCAUGCUGGUGAGGCUAUGGAUCGUGUUUGACGGUCCACUGCAACCCCUCUCGUGCACUCUCUGCAAAAGCCUCUGGGGCAUAUCUUUACGACAGAGAGCUUGUUUUAAGUGAUGCCGAUAGGUUAGUGUGGGGAGGGGCGCUGUGCCACUGAGAACCCAGACUUUGAAGAGACAGACUCAGGUUUGAGUCCCAGCCCUCCACCUCUCUGCCCAAGCUUUCUGUGGCUGCCUUAAUACACACCACACACUCAAUGGCUUAAAACAGCACACGUUUAUUCUCUCACAGUUCUGGAGGUCAGAUGUCCAACACGGUCUCACUAGGCUAAAAUCAAGGUGUCAGGGUUAUGUUCCCUCUGGAGGCUCUAGGGGAGAAUCCAUUUCCUUGCCCUUCCCAGCUUCUGGAGGCGCCUACAUUCCUUGGCUUGUGGCCGCUUCCUCCAUCCUCAAAGCCAGGAGCAUUGCAUCACCCUGACCUGGCUUCCACGGUCACCUCUCCCUCUCUCUUCUGUCUUCUUCUGCCACUUCUCAGGCCCCUUGUUAUUAUACUGGGCUCACCUAGAUAAUCCAGUAUAGUCCUUCUAUUUUAAAGUCAGUUGAUUAGCAAAUUUAAUUCCAUCUGCAACCUUAAAUCCUCUUUCCCAUGUAAGUUAACAUAGUCACAGGUUCUGGGGAUUAGGACAUGGGUGUCCCGGGGGAGGCCAUUAUUCUGCUAGCCACACUCUCAGCCUCAGUUUUCUCAUCUAUAAUGUGACAAUGCCAGUCCCAACCUCCCAAGGCCAUUGGGAGGAUUCCAGAAGACUGUCGAACAUGCCAGCCAGGGGCUCAGAAAAUGCUGGUUGGAUCUGCCCUGAACACCUGCUGAAUGCAAAACUGUGUUCCAGGUGCCACCCAGAGUCACCAGGCAUGGAAGAUGUCACAGUCCCUGCCACAGAGCGGCUGGCAUUGUGGCUAGGGCAGUAGAGUGUCUUCUGUAGGGUUUGUCCUUGGAGAGCAAAACAGAACAGGGGACUUGAAUUAACCCCACACUGGGUUGGCAUCUGCUCCACAGAAAAGAAAACUCUGGGUCAUCCCGGAAGGCUUCUUAUGGGGGUAGAUUUGACAGUACAGAAAGGUGUGCAGGGGGCUCUCCUAGGUCAUAGGGCCAAGGUAGGCAUUGCAGGAGAAAAACACACAGCCUUCCGGGUCCCAUCUUCGGUCUAGCUGGGAAAAAGGACCCAUGGCUCUCAGUGACACUGCAGUGUGGUGGGUACUCUAAUGGAGCGGGAUGCAGUUCUGAGCACAGGGCAGGGUUUCCAGUCAGUCUGUGCCACUGUUAAUAAAGCUCUUCCUACACACUAAGUGAUUUCCAGGGACAAUCUGAUGCGCUCCUUGGAGCAAACCAGUGAGGGAGGAACUAUAACUGUCCCCAUUUGAAAAAUGAGAAAACUAAGGCUCACAGAGGUUAAAUACUUGCCUAACAGCACACACAGUCGUGGGAUCUGAAUCCGGGCAGUCCGGCUUCUGCGGAAGGAAGGCUGGCAAUGGCUAGGACCAGGGUCUAAGGUGAGGCAUCAACAAUGAGGUGGAGGCCACAGAAGGAGAACAUUCCAGGCAGAGGGGAAGAGCACAUCUGGAAAAUGGGAGAUGAGAGAUCCUGGCCUGGCCAGAACAGAAGUGUGAGCGGAGAAUGGUGGGAGAUGGGCAGGGCAGGGCAGAGCUCAUAGAGCCUGGUGGCCGUUGGGUGGAAUUGGGACUUGAUUAGAAGAGCGCUAGGGAGAGGAUUCCCAGGUGGCGCAGUGGUUGAGAGUCCACCUGCCGAUGCAGGGGACGCGGGUUCGUGCCCCGGUCCGGGAAGAUCCCACGUGCCGCGGAGCGGCUGGGCCCGUGAGCCAUGACCGCUGAGCCUGCACGUCCGAAGCCUGUGCUCCGCAGCGGGAGAGGCCGCAGCGGGAGAGGCCCGCGUACCGCAAAAAAAAAAAAAAAAAGAGCGCUAGGGAGCCACAAAAGGGUUUCUACAGGGUGCAUGACCAGACUGGGUUAACGGCAGGUGAGGGAAGCCAGAAUUUCCAGCAGAAUUCUCUCAUGUUGGAGGGCUGAGGCACUCUCUGAGGACCGCUGAAAUCCAUUAUUCUGCAGGGCUGGUGCUAAAGGGAAACCCCGCCUCGCCUGGCUUCCUGGGCCGAGGCCCAUGUGGCUUUGCUCUCAGCAUCCUGGCCUUUGCAGGAUGUGCUGACCAGGUCAUUUCCCGUUGCAAUGUCCUGUCACUUCCCCUGAAUCCCCCAGCCCUCCGGGCCCAGAUCCCCAGCCUGAUAGUACGACGCCAGCCAGCCGGAAGGGUCAACCCCAUACCGUUUGACCUUCGUCCAGCAGAGAUUAAACUGAUUCCUAAUUAAUAGCCUGUAGGAUAAGACAGUUACCUUGGUACAGCCUGCAAGUAAUUUGAAGCUUGUCUUCAGGAGGCCGGUCCAUAAAUAAUGCUUAAUUAGCUGAAGGUUUCCCUGGGACACACCAGCUCAAGGGCCUCUGAACUUCAGGUUGGGGUGGGAAGGGGAUGCUGAAAGAGUUACCCCCAUAAAAACAGCUGUCUUUCUUUACCCAAAACAACAGCUAUAUUCUCACCUUCGCCAGCAGCUCCCAGAAAUGGUGCCAGGGUCCCAGCUCAGCCGCUUCCUGGCUGUGCCCUUGACAUUUCCAGGACCUCAGUGCCUCAUCUCUAAAGUGGGCCACAGCUCAGGUCCACAGCCCCUUGAGGACUUGCCUAAAUGUAUAUGGGUCGAAUUAAGGGGGGAAAAAGGAUUUUAGAGCUUUCUGGAUGUUGGAAGUGAGGCUAAGGGGUUGCGGGCCUCACUAUAGCACCUUUGAGAAGCCCCUGAAUAAAUGCUGACCGUGGCAAUGACCGUUACACGGCCACUGUUGCCCUUAAAUCUAAUAUGCCUCCGUAUUGCUUUUUGCAUGGGUCCCCUGGGUGCACAGACAGCCCUUAACUAGCUAGCUGUUGUCAGCUGUCUGUCUGGGAUGUGUUGUCCAUUCUACAGCAGGGAGUGGCUUGGUUGGCGUGAGUUUCCUGCAGCCCAGGGAAGGCGUGGAAGGCCCGAGAGCCCACGUGUUGUCCCCCACCCUGGGUACUGCUACUAAGCACUUUCUGUGUAUGACCGCCCUGCCCAGCUUCCUGGGUGUGCGACCCAAGCUGUCACACACGACCCCUCGCUCAGAAGCGCCCUGUACGUGUCAAUGCCCUGCUGUCACCAUUGUGAAAUUCUCAAUAAUUUUUCAACUAGCGGCCACACAUUUUCCUUUGUCACGGGCCCAGCGAGGGAUGUGGCUGGUCCUCGUGACAGCCAUACUGCCUGGGUUGUCAACUUUAUCCCUCCCAAGAUCCUCUCCAGGGAUGUUAUCAUCCAUUUCACGGGGGAGGCAAAAUGAUUUCAUUCAUUCACUCACAUAUUCCCCAGGCAGCUGAUGACCGAGCCAAGUGCUGGGAACACAUGGUGAGCCGACAUUCUAGAGUGUGUGUGCACUGGGGGAAGGGGACACACAAUAAACAAGCAAACAAAGAACAAAAUUUCAGAUGGUGACACAAUGUUGGAAAGAAAAGAAAACAGGGUGAUGUGAGGGAGAGGGACUUAAAUAUUAACUUCAGUGAAAGAGAAGCUGGCAUGGGCUCUGGUGUUAUAAGCUGGGUUCUUGGGGUGCUUUUUAAAGAUCUGGGGUCAUUCUAGGUUCCCCAACUCCUAAAAGGACUUGAGUUAGUGGGAUCCAAGUAGGGGAGCCAAUGUAGGGGCUCCUGGGGCCCCGGGGACUAAUUUACCCAUAUGUUCCCAUAGCCCCAGCUUCUCACAGUAAACACAGAAGGCUGAGUUUGGGGGGCUGGGCGGGGAAGGAGAGGGCUGGCCCCGACUUCUCUGAGUGCCUCCAAGUUCUCACAGGCCAGGCCCCUGCACCUGAGGCUUCUAACCAGCCCUGGCAGCCUGGUGAGGGUUUCUUGUACUUUUGACCUUCCCCACACCAGCAGAGGGAAGCCAGUUUCAAACCUCCCCACUUCCCCGGUGGGAGAUGGUGAAGCCCAGAGAUGCCAAGUGACUCAUGCAAAAGUCACACAGCAAAUCAACUCCAGAGCAGAGUGCUGGUCGGCCUGGCCCCGGUCAGGCGGACUUCCAUUCCCAAGGGGCGGUUCAGAGCCUGGGGCUGCCAAGGGUAGGCAGGCCAGGGCCGCUCUGGGAGCUCUCUGGAAGAAAUAGUAGCCCCCUGCCCUGUGGAGUGGGGGAGUGGGCAGCCACCGGGACACGUUGGCAUCCGCUUCCACCUGAAAAAAGGGCCUUCAGCGCCCCUGGCUUCGCUGAAGACGAAUGAGUUUCCCAGAAAGCCGAGUGCAAAGGCAAGCACUUCCCCAGUCUGUUGGGCAGAAAAGCCCAAAGCUGACCCCAGAGGCCCGACUCUCGGGUUUGGGGGCCCCCUGGGGAGGCAGGGGAUGGGGUGCCUAGUGGAGAGGCUGACCCCGGAUGAGUGGAAGCUGCCAGGCUCCAGGGAUGCUCUGGAGGAGGGAGGCCACGCUCCAGCUGGGCCGGUGCCUGCCCGGGGGGCGGCGGAGGCGGCGGCGGGAAGGUUCACGCUGCGGCCAGCAGACUGGCUGCGUGUUGCAAUGUCUGGUGGCGUUUGCAGCAUCCUGUCCGUGUGUGCAGCUGGGGUAACCUCGGGCCGGCGCGGAGGAGCGUGUGUGGCUCUCAGGCCGCGCGGCCUGGAGGCUGCUGGCACCUUGCAUCUCAUUUACAGCUCCGGGUUCAGCCGCAGGUCAGCGGCGCGGGUGACAUCACGGCGUUUGUUUACCGCUCGGCCGGAGGGAGGAAGCGCGGGCGGUCCCCGCAGAGGGAGGGGACCCUUUCCCCCCUCCGCCCCCCCCCACGCCCGACCCCAACCUGGCCCCGCCCCGCCGCCCCUGCGGCCUCCCCAUCCUCGCCCCGCCCCCAGCCCCACUCUCCUCCCCGCUGCCCCUUCCCCUUCUUCAUCCCCAGCCCCACCUCCAACACGAUGCCCCUCCUCACCCUCCAAAGACCCCACCUGUGAAGCCCCUGCUCCUCCCGGCACCUCCGGCCACAGCCCCGCCCACACCCUCCCCAUCUACAACCCACCACCCCCACCCUUCCCCUACCCCUUCCACCCCUUUCCCGUCCGCCCAAUGGGAACCCAGCCCAAUCCCCACACGGGACUCCAGCCCAGUCCCACCCCAGCCCCUCUCGGGACCACCGCAGGACCCCACCCGCCGCCCGCCCGUCCCUGGGCCCAUUUUCAGAAGGACUUCCUGGAGCCUCCUGCCAGAUCCGUUGAGGUUUCCCCCGGCGACGACUCCUGCCACCCCCUCACCCCAUCAUGUGAGCGGGGACCCGCCUCCCUGCACGGAGCGGGCCGCGAUGGCCGGCCACUUUGUUACUGGCAACUGGUGUGUUUACCCGGGCACGCUAGGUGGGUAGCUGGCCUGCUUGGCCCGCAUCCAGGCACCCUCCACCUGGAACUCCUUCCUCCCUCACCGCCCCGCCCCUCCCUCCGCUUAGGCUGAGUUUUCUGGAAGCUGAAGGGACCUAAGUCAGGAUCUUUCUCUUCGUCCAUACCUGGAACUUGCCAAAGCCCGCCUUUCCAAGAGAGGAGGCUCAGGGCCUCAGUUAUGUAGACACUGUUCUUCCAUUUUCUCAGGCCAAACCCUUUAGGGCCCUCUUGGCACCCCUCUUCCUCUGAAUCCAUCCUCCUCCAUCACCUCCCCCCAAGUGCCCCAGCCCCAUUCACCUCCACCUAUCACAUCGGUCACCUGUGGGUGCAGCAGCAGUUCCUCAAGGGCCCUCGUCCACCUCCCUGGUUCCCGCCCCCAUUCCAAACCCCCAGUGCUGCGAUCAGAACUCGUUCCAGAAUCCAAGUAGAGCUGUCCUUCGUCUAUUCACAACCCUCCGAAGGACUUCCACCUCACUGGGAAGAGAAUUCAAAGCGUACCACCACCACCACCACCCCCAUGGCUACAGCCCCUAACCUCACGUCUCCUACUCAGCUCUUCCACUUGGCCUCCUUGCUGUCCCCUGAACACACCAAACUCAUUCCUACCCCCGGGCCUUUGCACUGGCUGUUCCCUCUGCCUGGAAUGCUCCUUCCCCAGAUGUCUGCAUGGCUUCCUCCUUCACUUCCCUUAAGUCUCUACCCAAAUCAGAGAGGUUUUCCCUGUCCCCCAUCCCCAUCUAAAUAUCACUCCCACCACACAAUCACUCUAUCCAGACUCCCUACAAAGCUUCGUGUUCCUUCCGUGCACUUUUGGCCACCUUUAUAUAUUAUAUGGUCAAUCGUCUAUUGUCCGUUGGCCCCCAUCUUCCCCAUACACACAUGAAAGCAAACUCCAGGAGAGUGGGAUGAAUUUAUUUCCUGUUGUAUCCCGGGGCCUCCAACAGUGUCUGGCAAUCCAGUCACCACCCAAUAAAUUACUCCUUGAAUGAGUGAGUGAAUGAACAAAUGAGUGAAUGAGGCAGGACAGGGAGUAGUGAGAGAGCUUGGCUUUGGAGUCCAGGUUCAAGUGUUGCUUUGGAGUCUGGGUUCAAGACCACUUUGGGCCAUGGCUGUGGUCCAGGUGAGGGAUGAUGGGGGCUGGGCCCAGAGUGGUAGCAGUGGAGGAGGUGACGGAACCAAGGAUGCUCCUGGCAUACGCCCAGCUACUCAGCCCGUCUGAGCACGGGACUUACGGUCCCAUUUCUCAGGAUGGUAAUACUGAAGGCCUGCACCAGGCUGGAGAGUGGUCUGCAAAUGCUGCUUGUCCUCUCCCCUCCUCGGUAGCCCCACCUCAAGGUCACCUGGAGUUCUCCAUCAGAGGUCAGGAGGGAGGAACUGGGGCAAUGGUCAGGGGGCUUCAGCUGGCGACUCUGGCCCGAAUUUCCCCACCCCUGUGUUUUGCCAAGGGCCGUCUGAGGACAGACAGGGAGAGGCACAGCCCUUGAGUUUCUGGCUGGAAGUGAGAUGUUGUUCUGCCUUCCCAUAGAGUCAGGCUUCGAGACGGUUUCCUUGGAGGGUUUUUCCAGCGGUCUUAGAACCAGAAAUGUUCCCAAGAAUCACACUCAAAGAUGAGAUGGGACUUAGAUGAGUUGCCACACUUGGUUCUGUGAGCUGUAGCUCUUGGCAGGCAGUGGUAUUAGGUUUUGAGGGGGUGCCCUCUGUCCUCGGGGACAUGAGGCGUUCAUCACGGAGGGAGACAUGUCUCAGCGGCUGAAAAAGAAGAGAUCUGGGAAGUUCAAAAAGCAGGGACACGCACACGGAUGUUUAUAGCAGCUUUAUUCCUAAUCGCCAAAACUUGCAACCAAAAAGUCCUUCAGAGGCUUCCCUGGUGGCGCAGUGGUUGAGAGUCCGCCUGCCGAUUCAGGGGACACGGGUUCGUGCCCCGGUCCGGGAAGAUCCCACAUGCCGCGGAGCGGCUGGGCCCGUGAGCCGUGGCCGCUGAGCCUGCGCGUCCGGAGCCUGUGCUCCGCAACGGGAGAGGCCACAACAGUGAGAGGCCCGCGUACCGCAAAAAAAAAAAAAAAAGUCCUUCAGUAGGGGAAUGGACAAAUAAACUGUGGAACAUUCAGACAAUGGGAUAUUAUUCAGCACUGAGAAGAAAUGAACCAUCAAGCCGUGAAAAGACACAGAAGAACCUCAAAUGCAUAUUACUAAGUGAAAGAAACCAGUCUGAAAAGGCGACAUCGUGGAUGAUUCCAACUAUAUGCCGUUCUGGAAAAGGCCAAACUAUGGAAACAGUAAAAAGAUCAGUGGUUGCCAGGGGUCGGAGGAAAGGAGGGAGACCCUAGAGGAUCUGUAGGGCAGUGGGACUACUCUCCCCGAUACUACAGUGGUGGAUACAUGUCAUUAUACAUUUGCCAAAACCCAUAGAAGGUACAACAGCAAAAGUGAACCCUAAUGUAAACCAUGGACUUUGGGUGAUAAUGAUGUGUCAGCAUAGGUUCAUCAGCUGUAACCCAUGUACCAUGCUGGAGAGGGCUGUCGAUAGUGGGGAGGCUGUGCAUGUGGCAGUGAUAGGAGUUCAGUGGAAACUCUCUGUACCUUCUGCUCACAAUUGCUAUAAUUUAAAACUGCUCUAAAAAACAAAGACUAUUAAUAAAAAAUUAUUUUUAAAAAGCAGGGGUAGUGUUGGGGAGAGAAUAUCUGUGGGGGUCGGGAGGACUUUACAUGAAGGCCUCUCAGGUAAAGAGACAUUUGAGCAGAACCUGUAAGAAGAGAGGGUGUGGGGAGGGGGCCACUUGGGCAAAGAGGACAGAGAACAGCUGGUGUGAAGGCCCUGAGGUAGAAGUCGGCUGGGUGGUUAUGCAGGCAAGGAGACCAAUGUGGUGGAGACCAGUCAGCCCUGGGAGGGGAAGAGCUGAGGGGGCAGAGAGACAGGAGCAUGUUGGAGCAGGACAGGCUUGUGGUCAUAGUAAACACUGUCAAUUUCGCUCUGGGUGAGAUGGGAGCCACUGGGAGUUGUAAGCAGAGUGACAAGGUCUGACUUACGUUCUAGAAGGAUCUCUCUGGCUACUUUGUUGAGAAUAGACCGAGGCAGGGGCACUGGGGCAAAGGUCAAAGCUGGGAGACCAUUUGGGCCAUGGCUGUGGUCCAGGUGAGGGAUGAUGGGGGCUGGGCCCAGAGUGCUAGCAGUGAAGGAGGUGACGGAACCAAGGAUGCUCCUGGCAUACGCCCAGCCACCAGCCCUGGGCGCCAUGCCAACCUGCGCUCCAAAGGCCACUGGUAUCCUGGCAGUGGGGCGAGGGUCAUCACUGUCACCCAUUCAGCAAAUACUCAGUCAGCAAGACCAGGCACUGUACCAGGACAGGGUGGCGUCUUUCCUUCUUUCCGCAGGAUGUGGACGCCUCGCUGUGCAGUCCUCGUCCCAUGGCAUGUGGGACACCCGUGCAAUGAAUGGAUCCAUCCUUUUACAGGGUCCCUUUGAUCCUGCAGGUGAAGGACAGAGGCGGAGGGCACAGGAUGGGGCAACAGACCACGCAGGUUGGAGUUCCAGCUCUGCCACCUACCAGCUGAGUAACUUUGGGUAUAUCGGAUAGCCCCCUGUGCCUCGGUUUUCUCGAGUAUGAAAAGGGUACAGUAUCCCCCCUCCUAGAGCUGCCAGAGGACGAGGUGAGAGACUGCAGCAGGUGCUGAGCUCAGUGCAGGCAGGUAGCGAGCCCUCAUGCUCAUCCCCGUGCCUCCUAAGGGACCAGCUGGACAGUGGCCGGAAGUCUCUGCCGGCCCCAGGCUGUGGUCAGCGACUUGUGGGAAGAGGACACCGCUGGGCAAUCUAAUUUGAGGAGCUUCAAAACAAUCCUCUCCAACAGCUGAGCCAGCAGUAGCCAGAACAUUCUCUGCAGGCCCGGGCAGGGGACGAGCCUGUGCAAUCCGACCACGCGGCUCCAUGGGAGGCCCUGCCUGCCGCUCAGCGGUGCAGGAGCCGGAGAGGAAGGCUGGCUCUGGCCUACGUCCCUAAGAGAGGGGCCCUGUGGUGACCCGCUGAGGUCACGGCUCAACAGCGGGACACAGCAGCAGAAUCUUUGUAGAAAUGACUACUAUAGAAGCCCAAUGAGAGUGCCACUGCCUGGAUGAUGGAGGAUGGAGAGCCGGCUUGGGACCCUGUCUACCAAGCCCCCCACCCCUCGGCAGCCCCUGAAGCUCCUCGCUAGAGCCCCCAGGGUCCCCAGAGCUCAGUGUGAAAACCUCUCCUAAGAAAUCCUCCUAAUGGGUGACCCGCAGCCUGCUUUGCAGCUGGACGCUUUUGACGCUGGUCUCCUCCUUCCUGGGUUGGGGGUGUGAACAAAGGAGGGUCCUCUAAAUCUGGUGGAAGGAUGGGAAUGGGGAGCUCUCUAAGAUUCUGGGGUUCAACCCCGGUCAAGGCUGUGUCCACAGGUGAGGCAAAGAAGCCCCAGCUGGGGUCUUCCAGGCAUCCACCACCCCCGUGACUCCAGUUUUGUGGAGGAUGGCGGGAUCUUCUGUGAGCAAGGGGUGAUCUAUUUCUGUUCCUGGGUUAAUAAUAAUAGUAGAAGUAGUAGUAAUAAUAAAAAUAAUAGCUAGCAUUUGUCAUGUCCUUUCCUCAUCCUCCCAACCACCCUUCCAAGUGGAUGCUUCAUAACCUUAAUUUAUAGAGAGGUUAUGUGAGUUUUCCAAGUUUGUGUAAGUGGUAGAUCAGAGAACUGAACCAAGGCUAUCUGGCUCCGGAGCCCAUGUUCUAGGCUACUCUACUCAAGAGAGAGAGAGGUCUCUUUUUGGAAAUGGACAGGGAUGUGAAGGAGGAGGAAGCUCAAAAUGUAACUUAUCCUACAGGCAUACCUACUGAGAGUGUGUAUAUCAGUGUUUCAAAUAGGACCUGCCCGCCCACAGGCGUGUCCACUCAGCCUCUCCUUGCUGGCGACCUGCUGUGUAUCACACGCGCGGUUUUGCUGUUUGCUUGUUCUCAUCUGGCCACAGGAUAGAUUUUUAUUCACACCCUCCUGCUGGAGGUGCUGGGCGUGGAGAGCUAUGUGCCCUCCACAUUGUGACUUUCCCGCCCCUCCCCACCCUGCCGUGCUUUGGGGUCUGGUGGGUAUUUUCCUUCCAUCUGAGAAGCCAGCUGAACACCACUCUGCUCCAAAACAUGGGGCCCAUGGGACAUGCCUGCCAAAGACCUGCCCAGGGACUUAGAUCUUUCCGGGGCUGCCAAUUAUAAACAGAUGCUCCUCCUGGGACCCACCCGGAGGCCACCCAGCUCAUGUCCCUGGUGGGACCAUGCGCCACAGCUGAACUCCAGCAAUGAAGGCCAAGGCCAAGCAUUUGUGUGAGCCCCUCUGGGUGAGGGAGGCAAGGCCGGGUGGAGGAGAGGCGCUCGCUGUUCUUCGAUCAGCAGAUUUUUCUCGAGGUCUCCUGGGACCAGUGCCAUGAGACAAUGCUUGUUGGCUCUUACUCUGUACCCGGCCCAUGCUGGAUGCUGAGGUCAGGAGAUGACUGACUCGCUGGAGGACCUCCCGAGCCUGUGGAGGAGCUUGUUCACAAAUAGGUCCGGCACACUCACAUCUGUGCACUAGUGGCGGGACAAACAAGGGUUAGUGUUGGCACUCAGGAACAUGGGUUCUGAGUCACACUAUGCCGCUGCUUAUAAGUGGUGUAACCUUGGAUAAGUCAUUUCAUCUGUCUGCACCUCACCUGUGGAAUGGAGAGAGAAGUCAUACCUACUGGUGGGAUUGUGAGUAUGAAAGGAGAAAACACUUGGAUGUAAAGUGUUCAAUAAAUGUUAGCCAGUAUAUAGUGGUGUUGUUAUUGUUGUAGGGAUGAUGGAAGGAGGAGCCAGGGAAGCUUCAGAAUUGCGGGGCCAUUCAAGCAGGGUUCUGCAGGAUGAAUAAGAGUCCACAAGUAGCCUUGGCAUUUAAAACAGAGAAAAACAGUCUGUGCUGGGCACUAGGUAGGGUCACAGUGAACCCAGGAUGGGUGAGAUUUAGUUCCUGCCCUCCAGGAGACAGUAUGUAGAUGUGAAAUGGUGAGAUAUCACACACAGGGCCAAGUACAGUGCGUAAUGAGUGAGUGUAAGCUGGGAACUCUGGAGCCCCAGUGAGCUCCCUCAUGCAUUCACUCAGCAGUGGGGAGAGACAUGCAGAUAGUCACCUCACAGUGGAUGAGAGCCCUGAAGAGGCAAUGCCAGGGACCUGGGGAGCAAGUCAGGGUUGGACCGGCUGUGCUGAGUUACUUGUGUGAAAAAUGGCCUGUUUUGGAAAUGAUCUGUGGGAAAGCUUUUAUUCUGACCUCCUUUUUUAAGAUCAUAAAUGAUGGAACUUUUCUUUCAGAAGCAUUUUUCCUAUAUAGACAAGCACAAAGAAGCAAACCUAUGAUCCCACCCAAGACAAGCCCUGUUCUUGUGUAGCCUGGUGACGUCCACCAACUUACUACGUUUUUAGAGCUGAGAUUAUCCUAUAUGGGUAAUGCUGCACCCUUUUCUCCUGACCAUUUUUCCAUGGUGUGAACUCUCAUCAUUCUAAUGGCUGCAGAAGAGGGUAUAUCAAGGGGCUGUGCUGUGAUUUUCUCAGCUCUUCCUCUCCACAGGAAAUAAUAACAGAGAGCAGAUGCUGAACACUAGGCGGGUGCCAGCUUUUGCAUGUUUCAUCCUCACAAGACUCCAUGAAGAGAGGAGAUGGCUUUUCUCCUCCUGGGAGAGGGAAUCAUGGUGAAAAACCUCAGUUCAAAUCCCACCUCUGCCCCUUGGUUGCUGUGUGACCUCAGACAAGUUGCUUAGCCUCUCUGAGUUGCAGUUUCCUUAGAUAUACAAUGGGCAUAAUACAGCGACCACAGAAAUGUCCCAGUUUCAACAACGUUCCCCUUUUUAUUCUUUACCCCACUCACAGCGGUUUGUGUCCGGCUGUUUUCUCAUUCCUUCGCUGUCUCCCUGAGGCAGAGACCAUGUCUGUUUUGCUCUCCGUUAAAUCUCGCAAAGGCACAGCACCCAGCCCGCUGCAGGCCCUCUGCGCGGUCCUGUCGAGGGGUUGUGGAUGUUGAGGGACAUGAAGCUGAGGUCUGGGUGGGAAUAAACACUGGUGUGAGGACUCAGGGGAUUUGGGAGCAGAAUUCUCAAUGCUCAGAAAAAUCCCACCGUCCCUUGGGUUUCAGGGGUGCAUCUGCGGAGGACAAAGGCUCCGGGUUCAAAUCCUGCCCCCGCCACCCACUGAGUGCGACUUUGGAUGAGUUAACUCAGCGCCUUUGAGCCAGUGUCCUCAGUCAUAAAACGUGGAUCGUGGGCUUCCCUGGUGGCGCAGUGGUUGAGAGUCCGCCUGCCGAUGCAGGGGACGCGGGUUCGUGCCCCGGUCCGGGAGGAUCCCACAUGCCGCGGAGCGGCUAGGCCCGUGAGCCAUGGCCGCUGGGCCUGCGCGUCCGGAGCCUGUGCUCCGCAAUGGGGGAGGCCACAGCAGUGAGAGGCCCGCGUACCGCAAAAAAAAAAAAAGUGGCUCGUGAUAGCCUUCAGCUUUGGGGGCGGCUCGGGGGUUCAGGCUCGCUGCGAGGUCAGCUCCGAGGGAGAGGAGGGCGGGACCCCGUGCCUCUGCUGGGAGGCCUGGGACGCCAGAGGUCUUCACCCCCGCCUUCCCUCCUCCUCCCCGGGACGGAAGCUCGCCAUUUGCCCCCCGAGGGGAGGGGAGGCCAGGGGGUGUCGAGUGCCCCUGAGCUCUUAUUUUCUAAACUCGGCUUAAGCGUAAAUCCCGGGGCCGCUGACCCUCCCCAGCUGCGCCCUGUCCUGGGAGUUGAUUAAGAGGAGGCCAUGUUGGGUUCCAAGGGCUCAUAAAUCUGCCCCCUCCCCAGGCUGCUUACCCCACGCUCCUCUCAGCCCCUUGCCUCCCGCCCACCCCAUCCUUACCCUCAUUUGGGCACUGGGUUGGACUCCUGUCCUGUCAGCUGUCCGGGGUCACCCCAGGUGACUCUGGUGAGAAGCCACCCGGACCAGCCUCCGAGCUGUACCUGCCAGGUUCCUGGUCGGUGACUCUGGGUUCCCAGAGGGGUCCGGGCAGGGCACUGGAAGAGGAGGGACAGUGGCUGUAGCAGCUCCAACUGGGCGGCUCCUAGCCAGGAAGGGCCCCAUCCCCCCACGCAGCGCUCUCCCUCACCUCCCACCCCCAGUGGCUCAGUUCCUGGAAGGCUCCAUCAAGGUGACCAGCCCUGGCCUCCCUGUCACCAUGGAGACGCACCUGGGUCCUAAGACGGGAAGAUGCCCAGCCUGGCUCCCCAGGGACUCGCCUGAGGAAAUGCACAGCAGUGCAGAGGCUGCACACACACACACACACACACACAUGCACGCGUGCAGAGAGAGGCGCAUUCAUUCAGACACGCACAGAGAGAGACACACAGUGAGGCACACACACACCGGCCUGGGCCUCACCUCACAGCUCAGUCCUGGGUGGUUCUGAGGCUCUGGGUGAAAGUCCGGGUCUCGCUGACUCUUGGGCUAAGCAGCCUCUAUGUUGAGGGUUCUGGGACCCUAAAUGGCUCAGUCGAGGAAACUGGGCUCGUCUCAGCCUCAGAGAGGCUAUUUAACCACCUCCCAUCCUGUCCCACCUACGGCCAUGAACUUUCAUUCAUUCGCUCAACAAAUAGCACUUGCAUUGCUGGGCCCUGAGAUAUGAAAUGAGCAAGGCAGGAUCAAGGCCCCCGGGAGCUCCCUGCUCAGAGGGGUGGGUGGGGUGAGGAGGACAGAAAGCAAACCCGUCACAGUGUCUGGGGAGAGGUGGGGCCUCUGAGCACAGAGCAUGAGGCCAGCCCCCCAGCCCACCAGAGUCAUCCUCAACAGACCCCCAAAAGGACAUGGCCAGACCUCAGCGUCCCACCUGGGUGUAUAUACAUGGAAGACAGUGGGGCACAGCCUUCGUUUCGCCUCCCUCACCCUACCCCUGUUUCCCUCUCCAGGGUGUCCUUCCAGCCAUGCAGACCGAGCUGGCCUUCCCUGUUCCCUGUCUGCUGGUUUUCUUGUGCUCCCGGGCACCUGGACCGCUGCGCCUUCCAACAAGCCCCUACCCCCACUUUAAGCUUGCCUUCUCUUGUCCAGAAGUUCUCAGAGUCCCGGAGGCUCCUCUCUCAUCCUCAGCCAGGCCCUAGGAAACUCUGCAAGCCCCAGGGUCCUGUUCCCCAUAUGAGAUGGAGGUGGGAUGGGGUUAGGCAGGGACCAGGCUAUGAGAAAUGAGGCCAAGGAUUUCCUUCACCUCAGACUGACAUACUCAGAAAUUAGAUGGAUGGAUGAUGGAGUGGGGUGGAUGGAUGGAUGGAUGAGUGGAUGGAUGGAUGUGAGGAAGGAUGGGUGGACAGACAGAUGGGGUGACAAGGGAGGAUGGAAGGAAACUAGGAUGACAGUGACUACCAGGCAAGAGUGAGGUCUGAUAUGGUGGAAGAUGCCUGAACAGAUGUUUAUCUCUUCUCCGUGAAGGGAAUCUCUCCAGCCUGUCCUGGAGGAACACAUUCUAAGUCUGUUUUUAGUUCAACAGACAAGAAAGUGUCCCUUGGAGCCUGUCUAAUUGCAGACCUUUUGCUCUUGAAGGACUUUUGUGGUCGUGGAGGGUGGCUGAUGGAAUUCUCCCUCGUAAAGCCUUUCCUGUAUUUCAAGACUUCAAUUAAAAUAAAUAAACUGGUUGGACAAGGUGGGGUUUUCAAACUGGGCUUUCCCAGAGAUGUUUCAAGAGUUGAAAGAACACUUUUAUUUUCCUUUAAGAAAUAUUUUGAAAGUUUUAAAAACUCUAAUAAAAAAGUCAAAUCCAUGGGAGCCAGCAACACAUUUGUGUGUCCCGCCAGCUAACGCAUUUUGUGCCUUUUGUGGUUAUGUGAAAGUUCUGAGAUUUCAAGGUAAACAAUUGAUAAACGGUUAUCACCAACAACUACUUAUCUGCGUGACUUUUCUCCUUACCGAGUCCAGAGCAAAGUACAGAAAUCAGUUAGAUGCUGGUCUGGCGUGACUGGAGUUAGUCCAUCACUCCCACUUGAAAAUGUUUGUCUUCUCAGCUCAGCCCUUCUACUCUCAUUCGUUGCUUUUAGUGUAAGAAAAUAUGGAGUUGGACGUGUAAUUUAUUCCUUUUACUGGUUUCACAUAUGGGGUUCCGUGUUAGGUUUUAUUUUUUAAGGAGAAAUUUCAUUAAUAAUUUUUAAAAGAAAGAGAAGAAACAAAAAUAGAAACCCAUUAGAUUAAUCCCCCAGGAGACUUUUAUCUCUUCCUUUCUCUGAUUCUCUCCAGCCCCCAGCCUUUCUCCCUCUGUGCUGAUUAAGCUGGGUCUCAGGAUUCUUCGUUCCCCGUCGCCCGACCCUGGUUCUUUUACCAACAGGGGCCUCUCUGGACCCAACGACGUACCAUGGGAAGGAGUGUCAUUCUCCUGUGGGUCAAGGUUGAGAAUUAGCCCGGCCUUUUAUGGCCAGCCAUUCAUAAAUUUGCCCAAUCCCCUUUAAGGAUUCAUGUCUUGGUCCUGCCAGGGUCACUUCCUGGUCUAAUGAGUCCCGCGUUUAUUACCUGCGGGGUGAGGUCGUGUUUCCUUCCCCAGAGGAGCCCAGCUGCCUGUCUUCCCGGCCCUCCUCCUGCCGGACCACAGCUGGGUGGAAGGGAAGGCUUUGCUCAGCCUCCAGGCACCUCACGGUCAGAACCUCGCAGUCCGUUCAUCGGCGGGGCUCUAGACCUCAGUGGUGAGAAGGCCAGCUUGUUUCUAGCUCAGAGCAUUCUGGAACAUUGUACAGAAAGAGCUCUGCUUCUACUUUUAACUAGGUAGGAUCAUUGGAAUUGGGCCGACAGGAGGCAUCCUCCUGGAAGCAAUACGUGAGAAAGACUUGUGCAUCACGCGUCCACCAAAGGGUCAUGAACAGGCUCAGAAACUCUUGGUUGCCUUCAGAGUAGGCUAUAUAUAUCCCUUUAGCAAAUCAUACUGUGACUUUGCAUACUCUCUUUGAACGGAAUCAGGGAGCCCAGUCCUGGGGCAAAUUACAUACGGAAUUUCUGGUGGCAAUCAUCGAAUCACGAUGGCUUCCUUAAUGACCCCAUGUUCAGUACUGCUAUCCUCUC
Molecule: messenger RNA, 24018 nt
Organism: Orcinus orca (killer whale)
Lineage: Eukaryota; Metazoa; Chordata; Mammalia; Artiodactyla; Delphinidae
Product: basic proline-rich protein-like
Exons: 2
Coding region: 11971-13053 (360 amino acids)
Source: RefSeq, a predicted model, not a curated record